AUGGCCUGCUUAGCCGACACUGAGCUGAAACCUCAGAGCUUUAAAUUCACAGUUCUCUCUGAACAGAUAAACAAACUCGAGGAGGACGAAUCUGCUGUGACAGAUUCAAACUCUGCACCUGAUGCCAUUCUACGAGUAGAAGGAGAGAGUUUUUACGUCAACCGUCAACAAUUGGCCCUCCAGAGUCACUACUUCAGGGCUCUGUUUUUUGGCGGUGGCCUAGAGAGCAGCAAAAGGAAAGUUGAGAUCAAAGGUGUGAGUCUGCAGCAUUUCAGAGUUUUGAUGGAAUACAACAAGACAUCCAACCUAUCUCUUGACAGAGAAAACGUUCUGGGGAUUCUUGAGACCGCAGACUUUUUACAACUGGAGCGAGCCAGGCUUCUGUGCUGCAAGUUCCUGGAGCGUGAGCUGCACCUCAGUAACUGUCUGGGAAUGAUGGCCUUCGCCUGGCAGCGGGGCUGCACUCAGCUGUACACUGCAGCACGUCAGGUCGUGCUCACACACUUUUCUGCUAUUGUCGCUGAAGAAGACUUCCUAUCUCUGUCUAAGGAAACUGUUGCAGACCUUCUUGCCUGUAAUGACCUCGCCAUCCAUAACGAUGAUCUAGCCGUGGAGGCCACUCUGUGCUGGGUGUCUUUUGAUUCAAAACGAGAGGAACAUUUUAUGGAGCUCAUUCAGCUGGUGAGGCCUGAGUCGCUCUCUUUAUCAUUUAUCACUGAGCUUUUGACCAAAAUGAAAAGCUCUGACCCCAGAGCCAAGCUCAUCUGCACGCUGAAUGAACAUUUCCCGGCAUCAUGGUCAAUAGGCAGGUCAAUGACGAGGACCAGGGCCAGAGAGACCUUCUUUGUCUUGGGUGGACCUCACGAUCAGGAAAAGCAGUCACUGUACCAAUUUCACCCACUCAGUGGUAGAUGGCAGAGCUGCCCCCCUCUGCAGAGGAAGAACCUCACACAGUACUCGGUAGCUGCAGUAGGAGACAAUGUGGUCGUGACAGGCGGCUACUUCCGGGACGUGCUGUGGUUCACCGUGGACUGGGUCAGGAUAUACGAGUGUGGGAACCAGCGCUGGGUGGAUGGGCCAGCCCUGCAGAUCUCCAGGCACAGCCACUGCUCCAUAGGACUGGACUCCUCACUGUAUGUCCUUGGUGGUAGCAUGGAUGAAGGGCUUGUGGCCAAUGUAGAAAGGCUAGUGAUGGGGUCAGAGGAGGGUUGGGAGGAGGUCAGCCCCCUGGUUAGGGCUGUGGAGAGGGCAGCCACUGCUGCUCUGGGGUCGUGUAUCUACGUGGCGUGUGGCCUGGAUGAAAACGGGGAGGCGUAUGGUGGAAUUCAGAGGUACAUGGUGAAGAACGAUCAGUGGGAUGUGGUCUCCUAUUCUCCAUUUCCACGAUAUGACCUGGUUGCCUCAGAGCUCAACGGUGCCCUCUACCUGUUUGGAGGCCAAGCCAUGCGCUUUGACGUGGAGACGGACGAGUGGACCCUGCUGGAGGAGGAAUGUCUGGACAGGAAGUUCUUCUGUGGCUGCACAACAGUCAGCGGCCAGAUAUACCUGGUCAGCGAGAGGAAGAGUAACAAAGCAUUCCCAAACAUGGUGCUUAUGGACCCUUACAUAGACACUUGCAUUGAGGUGGAUGAUGCCAUACCCUGCCCUGUGCCCCUUAGAGGGUGUGUGACUCUGAGAAUGGUCACAUGA
Molecule: messenger RNA, 1689 nt
Organism: Cyclopterus lumpus (lumpfish)
Lineage: Eukaryota; Metazoa; Chordata; Actinopteri; Perciformes; Cyclopteridae
Product: kelch-like protein 23
Exons: 3
Coding region: 1-1689 (562 amino acids)
Molecular function (GO): protein binding
Source: RefSeq, a predicted model, not a curated record